AUGACGGCGAAAUCACCGAACUCGCGAACACAAGCGGAUAUUUUCGAGGAUUUAGAGUGGAAAGAAGUAUGCUUCUGCAAGAAACUAGAAGAAAUCGCCAACGACAAACUAUUGAAUUCCAAAGAUCACAUCAACUUCGAAUUGAGCGUUUCCAGUUACCUGACUUCUAUACUCAUGUACAGCAAAACGCAGUUUUUACCAUUCCUCCAAUCUCUUCAAGAAUUCGACCAUCAGAAUCUUCUAAAAUGGAUCAUCAAUAACAAAGCAAUGUUUCGUUUGUACGAAGACUUCUUUGAAAUUGAAUCGUAUUUGCUUUGGCUGCACGCGUUCUGUCAGGACGAUUUUCCCAUUAUGGAUAAAUUUUACGUGAAAGUUCCGAACGGUAAAAAAGAAUCUUUCGUGGAAGCUCACUUGAAUUCUCUGCAGUUCUCUAUGAAAGAGUUGAAAGAUGUUUGUGAUUCGAACGACGAUUUCGAACGCGCAAUUUCUGUAAUUGUUAAGAGCAAAAAACGAUUACGGAAUAAAUGCAAUAUACUUUUGGGUGAAAUCAUGGCGCAGGAGAGAAAAAAUAUUCGGAAAUUGGGGGAUUAUAUUAAGGAUUUCAACAGAUUUAGCGAUAAUUUCACUGAAACUAGACGAAAGAAACUAUACGGAAAUGCGCAGGAGAUUCUGGUGAAUCAAAAGCCUUUGCUUGGGGAACUGGAGAUGCAUUUCCAGAACGGCGAUGUUUCCGAAUUUUUCCAAACCUUUUUAAAUUACAAAGACGUUUUCGAUUUGUAUCCUUCGGGCAUGUUUCUAAUAGACGAUAAGGCUCAAGCGUAUCACAGGGAAACUUACAGAUUGGAUUUGUGCAUAGAACCGACGCAAGAGAUGUUGAGAAUGUAUGGGGAGUUUAUGAGGAAAGCUUUGAAAAUGUUUGAUUCGGAGAAGAUUGUUCUGGAAAUCGUUAGGAAAGUGUUGGAGAUGAUCACGAAUUUAUCUUGGUUAAGCAACGAGUAUUUGGCUAUAAAAGCUAUAAAAGAUACGAACAUUGAUCUGGGUGAGCAAGGGCAGCUUCUGAAACGCGGCAUGCUUCAAGUAACAAUUAAACAGCAGCAAAAUGAAUUCGAGGUUUUUCUGUUCGAAAAAUCUAUAGUUUUCACUAAAAGAACGACACAAAGCAACGAUUAUGAAGAUCACGUCUUGACGAUGAACAUGAGAUGCUACAAAUUCCACAACGAAAAGAUCACUUUUUUCGAUAGGUACGAACACAAGGAUCGUCAUUUGGUAACGAUCAAAUCUUCGGAGUCUAACAUCGAGGAUUGGCAUAAUCUGUUGAAAACCGUUUGGAUUAACAUUGAUAAUAGUUAAAGACUUGAAAUGUUUUAGUAAAUUUGAUUAAUUUUAAGUUUUAUGUACAAAAAUUAUGAAAUAAAU
Molecule: messenger RNA, 1416 nt
Organism: Nicrophorus vespilloides
Lineage: Eukaryota; Metazoa; Arthropoda; Insecta; Coleoptera; Silphidae
Product: pleckstrin homology domain-containing family G member 1-like
Exons: 9
Coding region: 1-1350 (449 amino acids)
Source: RefSeq, a predicted model, not a curated record